This is a messenger RNA of Fukomys damarensis (Damara mole-rat), 9036 nucleotides long. It is a transcript of the gene Flnc, whose product is annotated as filamin C. Gene Ontology annotation, molecular function: actin filament binding. Gene Ontology annotation, biological process: actin cytoskeleton organization. The record is from RefSeq and is a predicted model, not a curated record. Lineage: Eukaryota; Metazoa; Chordata; Mammalia; Rodentia; Bathyergidae. The transcript has 47 exons. Bases 96 to 8354 code for a protein of 2752 amino acids.
AAGUUGGAGAGGAGCACAGCGCAGCAGCGCGACCCGACAGCAUCCGCACCCCUAACCCCCAGGCCGUGCAGCCCCGACCCCCCGCCCCCGACAGCAUGAUGAACAACAGCGGCUACCCGGACGCCUCCGGCUUUGGCCUGGGCGACGAGGCGGACGAGAUGCCGUCCACCGAGAAGGACUUGGCUGAGGACGCGCCGUGGAAGAAGAUUCAGCAGAACACGUUCACGCGCUGGUGCAACGAGCACCUCAAGUGCGUGGGCAAGCGCCUGACGGACCUGCAGCGCGACCUCAGCGACGGGCUGCGGCUCAUCGCCCUGCUCGAGGUGCUCAGCCAGAAGCGCAUGUACCGCAAGUUCCACCCGCGCCCCAACUUCCGCCAGAUGAAGCUGGAGAAUGUGUCUGUGGCCCUCGAGUUCCUGGAGCGCGAGCACAUCAAACUCGUGUCCAUCGACAGCAAGGCCAUUGUGGAUGGGAACCUGAAACUGAUCCUGGGCCUGAUAUGGACGCUGAUCCUGCACUACUCCAUCUCCAUGCCCAUGUGGGAGGAUGAGGAUGACGAGGAUGCCCGCAAACAGACACCCAAGCAGCGUCUGCUUGGUUGGAUCCAGAACAAGGUGCCCCAGCUGCCUAUUACCAACUUCAACCGUGACUGGCAGGAUGGCAAGGCCCUGGGUGCCCUGGUGGACAACUGUGCCCCCGGCCUCUGCCCAGACUGGGAGGCCUGGGAUCCCAACCAGCCUGUGCAGAAUGCUCGAGAGGCCAUGCAACAGGCGGAUGACUGGCUCGGGGUGCCCCAGGUGAUCGCCCCCGAGGAGAUUGUGGACCCCAACGUGGAUGAGCAUUCGGUCAUGACCUACCUCUCCCAGUUCCCCAAGGCUAAGCUCAAACCUGGUGCCCCUGUUCGCUCUAAGCAGCUGAACCCCAAGAAAGCUAUUGCCUAUGGGCCUGGCAUUGAGCCCCAGGGCAACACAGUGCUGCAGCCUGCCCACUUCACUGUGCAGACAGUGGAUGCUGGAUUGGGUGAGGUGCUGGUCUACAUUGAGGACCCUGAAGGUCACACGGAGGAGGCCAAGGUGGUUCCCAACAAUGACAAGGACCGCACGUAUGCUGUCUCCUACGUGCCCAAGGUUGCUGGGUUACAUAAGGUGACUGUGCUCUUUGCUGGCCAGAACAUUGAGCGUAGCCCCUUUGAGGUGAAUGUGGGCAUGGCGCUGGGGGAUGCCAACAAGGUGUCGGCCCGUGGCCCUGGCCUGGAACCUGUGGGUAACGUGGCCAACAAACCCACCUACUUUGACAUCUACACUGCUGGGGCUGGCACAGGUGAUGUUGCUGUGGUGAUUGUGGACCCACAGGGCCGUCAGGACACAGUAGAGGUGGCCCUGGAGGACAAGGGUGACAGCACAUUCCGUUGCACAUACCGGCCUGUGAUGGAAGGGCCACACACCGUGCACGUGGCCUUCGCUGGUUCCCCCAUCACUCGCAGUCCAUUCCCUGUGCAUGUGGCAGAAGCCUGUAACCCCAAUGCUUGCCGUGCUUCUGGGCGAGGCCUGCAACCCAAAGGUGUACGUGUGAAAGAGGUGGCCGACUUCAAGGUGUUCACCAAGGGUGCCGGCAGUGGGGAGCUCAAGGUCACAGUCAAAGGGCCAAAGGGCACAGAGGAGCUGGUAAAGGUGCGGGAGGCCGGAGACGAUGUGUUUGAAUGCGAGUACUAUCCUGUGGUGCCUGGGAAGUAUGUGGUGACCAUCACAUGGGGCGGCUACGCCAUCCCCCGGAGCCCCUUCGAGGUCCAGGUGAGCCCAGAGGCGGGGACACAGAAGGUGCGGGCCUGGGGCCCUGGUUUGGAGACUGGCCAGGUGGGCAAAUCAGCCGACUUUGUGGUGGAGGCCAUUGGCACAGAGGUGGGGACACUGGGCUUCUCCAUCGAGGGGCCUUCACAGGCCAAGAUCGAGUGUGACGACAAGGGGGAUGGUUCCUGCGAUGUGCGGUACUGGCCCACAGAGCCUGGCGAGUACGCCGUGCACGUCAUCUGCGAUGAUGAGGACAUCCGCGACUCGCCUUUCAUUGCCCACAUCCAGCCAGCCGCCCCAGACUGCUUCCCAGACAAGGUGAAGGCCUUUGGGCCUGGCCUGGAGCCCACGGGCUGCAUCGUGGACAAACCCGCCGAGUUCACCAUUGAUGCCCGAGCAGCUGGCAAGGGAGAUCUGAAGCUCUACGCCCAGGACGCAGAUGGCUGCCCCAUUGACAUCAAGGUGAUCCCCAACGGUGACGGCACCUUCCGCUGCUCCUACAUGCCCACCAAGCCCAUCAAGCACACCAUCAUCAUCUCCUGGGGAGGUGUCAACGUGCCCAAGAGCCCCUUCAGGGUGAACGUGGGAGAAGGCAGUCACCCUGAGCGAGUGAAGGUGUAUGGCCCUGGCGUGGAGAAGACAGGCCUCAAGGCCAAUGAGCCCACGUACUUCACAGUGGACUGCAGCGAAGCAGGACAAGGUGACGUGAGCAUUGGCAUCAAGUGUGCCCCUGGUGUGGUGGGACCUGCAGAGGCUGACAUUGACUUUGACAUCAUCAAGAAUGACAACGACACCUUCACAGUCAAGUACACGCCCCCAGGAGCUGGCCGCUACACCAUCAUGGUGCUGUUUGCCAACCAGGAGAUCCCCGCCAGCCCCUUCCACAUCAAGGUGGAUCCAUCCCACGAUGCCAGCAAGGUCAAGGCUGAGGGUCCUGGGCUGAACCGCACAGGUGUGGAAGUCGGAAAGCCCACUCACUUCACCGUGCUGACCAAGGGAGCGGGCAAGGCCAAGCUCGAUGUGCACUUUGCUGGGGCAGCCAAGGGCGAGGUCGUGCGGGACUUUGAAAUCAUAGACAACCACGACUACUCCUACACCGUCAAGUAUACUGCUGUUCAGCAGGGCAACAUGGCAGUGACAGUGACCUAUGGCGGGGACCCUGUUCCCAAAAGCCCCUUUGUAGUGAAUGUGGCACCCCCACUGGACCUCAGCAAAGUUAAAGUUCAAGGCCUCAACAGCAAGGUGGCUGUGGGGCAGGAACAGGAGUUCUCUGUGAACACACGAGGGGCCGGUGGUCAGGGCCAGCUGGAUGUGCGGAUGACCUCACCCUCCCGACGACCAAUCCCCUGCAAACUGGAGCCUGGGGGUGGAGCCGAAGCCCAGGCAGUUCGUUACAUGCCCCCAGAAGAGGGGCCCUACAAAGUGGACAUAACCUAUGAUGGCCACCCAGUGCCUGGUAGCCCCUUUGCUGUGGAGGGUGUGCUGCCCCCUGACCCCUCGAAGGUCUGUGCUUAUGGCCCUGGGCUCAAGAGCGGCCUGGUAGGCACUCCUGCGCCAUUUUCCAUAGACACCAAAGGGGCUGGCACAGGUGGCCUGGGGCUGACUGUGGAGGGUCCCUGCGAGGCCAAGAUCGAAUGCCAAGACAAUGGCGAUGGCUCCUGUGCCGUCAGCUACCUACCCACGGAGCCUGGAGAGUACACGAUCAACAUCCUGUUUGCCGAAGCCCACAUCCCAGGCUCGCCCUUCAAGGCCACCAUCCAGCCUGUGUUUGACCCAAGCAAGGUGCGGGCCAGCGGGCCAGGGCUGGAGCGCGGCAAGGCUGGUGAGGCGGCCACCUUCACCGUGGACUGCUCGGAGGCGGGCGAGGCUGAGCUAACCAUCGAGAUCCUGUCUGAUGCCGGCGUCAAGGCUGAGGUGCUGAUCCACAACAACGCGGAUGGCACCUACCAUAUCACCUACAGCCCUGCAUUCCCCGGCACCUACACCAUCACCAUCAAGUACGGCGGCCACCCCAUCCCCAAGUUCCCCACUCGCGUCCAUGUGCAACCAGCUGUUGACACCAGCGGUGUCAAGGUCUCAGGGCCUGGAGUGGAACCUCAUGGUGUCCUACGGGAGGUGACCACUGAGUUCACUGUGGAUGCAAGAUCCUUAACGACCAUGGGUGGCAACCAUGUGACAGCUCGAGUGCUCAACCCCUCUGGUGCUAAGACAGACACCUACGUGACGGACAAUGGGGAUGGCACCUACCGGGUGCAGUACACGGCCUAUGAGGAGGGCGUGCAUCUGGUAGAGGUGCUCUAUGACGAUGUGGCUGUCCCCAAGAGCCCCUUCCGAGUGGGUGUGACUGAAGGCUGUGACCCUACCCUAGUCCGGGCCUUUGGGCCAGGCCUAGAGAGUGGCUUGGUCAACAAAUCCAACCGCUUCACUGUGGAAACCAGGGGAGCUGGCACCGGGGGCCUAGGCCUAGCCAUUGAAGGCCCUUCAGAAGCCAAGAUGUCCUGCAAGGACAACAAGGACGGUAGCUGCACCGUGGAGUACAUCCCCUUCACACCUGGAGACUACGACGUCAACAUCACCUUCGGGGGACGGCCCAUCCCAGGGAGUCCAUUCCGGGUGCCAGUGAAAGAUGUCGUGGACCCAGGGAAGGUGAAAUGCUCGGGGCCAGGGCUGGGCGCUGGCGUCAGGGCUCGGGUACCCCAGACCUUCAUGGUGGACUGCAGUCAAGCUGGCCGCGCCCCCCUGCAGGUGGCUGUGCUGGGCCCUACAGGUAUAGUAUAUCUGGGGUGGGAGGAAGCAGGUGAGGCAAUGAGCGAGGAGGCUCUGCUGACCCCACCCCCUUGUCCAGGUGUGGCUGAGCCUGUAGAGGUGCGUGACAAUGGGGACGGCACCCACACUGUCCACUACACCCCUGCCACUGACGGGCCCUACACAGUAGCUGUCAAGUAUGCUGACCAGGAGGUGCCACGCAGCCCUUUCAAGAUCAAAGUGCUUCCAGCCCAUGAUGCCAGCAAGGUGCGGGCCAGUGGCCCUGGUCUCAACGCCUCUGGCAUUCCUGCCAGCCUGCCAGUGGAGUUCACCAUCGAUGCCCGGGAUGCUGGGGAGGGGCUGCUCACUGUCCAGAUCCUGGACCCUGAGGGUAAGCCCAAGAAGGCCAAUAUUCGAGACAAUGGGGAUGGCACAUACACUGUGUCCUACCUGCCAGACAUGAGUGGCCGAUACACCAUCACCAUCAAGUACGGGGGCGACGAGAUCCCUUACUCACCUUUCCGCAUCCAUGCCCUGCCCACUGGAGAUGCCAGCAAGUGCCUUGUCACAGUGUCUAUUGGAGGCCACGGCCUGGGUGCCUGCCUGGGCCCCCGAAUUCAGAUUGGAGAGGAGACUGUGAUCACAGUGGAUGCCAAAGCAGCGGGCAAGGGGAAGGUGACCUGCACGGUGUCCACGCCAGAUGGGGCAGAGCUUGACGUGGAUGUGGUUGAGAACCACGAUGGUACCUUUGACAUCUACUACACCGCGCCCGAGCCGGGCAAGUACGUCAUCACCAUCCGCUUUGGGGGCGAGCACAUCCCCAACAGCCCCUUCCACGUUCUGGCGUGUGACCCCCUGCCCCACGUGGAGGAGCCCUCUGAAGCGCUGCCGCUGCGCCAGCCCUACACCCCUCCCCGGCCUGGCACCUGCCCCGCACACUGGGCCACAGAGGAGCCCGUGGUGCCCGUGGAGCCGUUGGAGUCCAUGCUGAGGCCCUUCAACCUGGUCAUCCCCUUCACCAUGCAGAAAGGGGAGCUCACAGGAGAGGUAAGGAUGCCUUCUGGGAAAACCGCUCGUCCGAACAUCACUGACAACAAGGAUGGCACCAUCACGGUGAGGUACGCACCCACCGAGAAGGGCCUGCACCAGAUGGGGAUCAAAUAUGACGGCAACCACAUCCCUGGGAGCCCCCUGCAGUUCUAUGUGGACGCUAUCAACAGCCGCCACGUCAGUGCCUACGGGCCAGGCCUGAGCCAUGGGAUGGUCAACAAGCCGGCCAUCUUUACCAUUGUCACCAAGGAUGCUGGGGAAGGGGGUCUGUCCCUGGCUGUGGAGGGCCCAUCCAAGGCAGAGAUCACCUGCAAGGACAAUAAGGAUGGCACCUGCACUGUGUCCUACCUGCCCACAGCCCCUGGAGACUAUAGCAUCAUUGUGCGCUUUGAUGACAAGCACAUCCCAGGGAGCCCCUUCACAGCCAAGAUCACAGGUGAUGAUUCGAUGAGGACCUCACAGCUGAACGUGGGCACUUCCACGGAUGUGUCCCUGAAGAUCAUGGAAAGCGACCUGAGCCUGCUCACUGCCAGCAUCCGAGCACCCUCAGGCAACGAGGAGCCCUGCCUGCUGAAGCGCCUGCCCAACAGGCACAUCGGGAUCUCCUUCACCCCCAAGGAGGUUGGAGAGCAUGUGGUGAGCGUGCGCAAGGGCGGCAAGCAUGUCACCAACAGCCCCUUCAAGAUCCUGGUGGGGCCGUCCGAGAUUGGGGACGCCAGCAAGGUCCGAGUCUGGGGCAAGGGUCUCUCCGAGGGGCACACUUUCCAGGUGGCAGAGUUCAUCGUGGACACACGUAAUGCAGGUUAUGGGGGCCUGGGGCUGAGCAUUGAAGGCCCCAGCAAGGUGGACAUCAACUGCGAGGACAUGGAGGAUGGCACAUGCAAAGUCACCUACUGCCCCACUGAGCCGGGCACCUACAUCAUCAACAUAAAGUUUGCUGACAAGCACGUGCCUGGAAGCCCCUUCACUGUGAAGGUGACCGGCGAGGGCCGCAUGAAGGAAAGUAUCACCCGGCGGAGACAGGCACCUUCCAUCGCCACCAUUGGCAGCACCUGCGACCUCAACCUCAAGAUCCCAGGGAACUGGUUCCAGAUGGUAUCCGCCCAGGAGCGCCUCACACGCACCUUCACACGCAGCAGCCACACUUACACCCGCACAGAGAGGACAGAGAUCAGCAAGACGCGGGGCGGGGAGACCAAGCGUGAGGUGCGGGUGGAGGAGUCCACCCAGGUUGGCGGGGACCCCUUUCCUGCUGUUUUUGGAGACUUCCUGGGCCGAGAACGCCUGGGCUCUUUUGGCAGCAUCACCCGGCAGCAGGAAGGGGAGGCCAGCUCUCAGGACAUGACCGCACAGGUGACCAGUCCAUCCGGCAAGACGGAAGCAGCAGAGAUCGUUGAGGGGGAAGACAGUGCCUACAGUGUGCGCUUCGUGCCCCAGGAGAUGGGGCCCCACACGGUCACUGUAAAGUACCGUGGCCAGCAUGUGCCUGGCAGCCCCUUCCAGUUCACUGUGGGGCCACUAGGUGAGGGUGGUGCACACAAGGUGCGCGCUGGAGGCACAGGACUAGAGCGAGGCGUGGCAGGAGUGCCAGCCGAGUUUAGCAUCUGGACCCGAGAAGCCGGUGCCGGGGGCCUGUCCAUUGCCGUGGAGGGCCCCAGCAAGGCGGAGAUUGCAUUUGAGGACCGAAAAGAUGGCUCCUGUGGGGUCUCCUAUGUUGUCCAGGAGCCAGGUGACUAUGAGGUCUCCAUCAAGUUCAACGAUGAGCACAUCCCAGACAGCCCCUUCGUGGUACCUGUGGCCUCCCUCUCAGAUGAUGCUCGCCGUCUCACAGUCACCAGCCUCCAGGAGACAGGGCUCAAGGUGAACCAGCCGGCAUCCUUUGCGGUGCAGCUGAAUGGUGCACGCGGCGUGAUUGAUGCCAGGGUCCAUACCCCCUCGGGGGCAGUGGAGGAGUGCUACGUCUCGGAGCUGGACAGUGACAAGCAUACCAUCCGCUUCAUCCCCCAUGAGAAUGGCGUCCACUCCAUCGAUGUCAAGUUCAAUGGUGCACACAUCCCUGGAAGCCCCUUCAAGAUCCGUGUAGGAGAACAGAGCCAGGCUGGGGACCCAGGCUUGGUGUCAGCCUACGGUCCUGGGCUUGAGGGAGGCACCACGGGCGUAUCGUCAGAGUUCAUUGUGAACACCCUGAAUGCGGGCUCAGGGGCCUUGUCUGUCACCAUUGAUGGCCCCUCCAAGGUGCAGCUGGACUGUCGGGAGUGUCCUGAGGGCCAUGUGGUCACUUACACUCCCAUGGCCCCUGGCAACUACCUCAUCGCCAUCAAGUAUGGUGGCCCCCAGCACAUCGUGGGCAGCCCCUUCAAAGCCAAGGUCACAGGUCCCCGGCUGUCUGGAGGCCACAGCCUUCAUGAAACAUCCACGGUUCUGGUGGAGACUGUGACCAAGUCAUCCUCAAGCCAUGGCUCCAGCUACAGUUCCAUCCCCAAGUUCUCCUCGGAUGCCAGCAAGGUGGUGACACGGGGCCCUGGGCUGUCCCAGGCCUUUGUGGGUCAGAAGAACUCCUUCACAGUGGACUGCAGCAAAGCAGGCACCAACAUGAUGAUGGUGGGUGUGCACGGGCCCAAGACCCCCUGUGAGGAGGUAUACGUGAAGCACAUGGGGAACCGGGUGUACAACGUCACCUACACCGUCAAGGAGAAGGGGGACUACAUCCUCAUUGUCAAGUGGGGUGAUGAAAGCGUCCCCGGAAGCCCCUUCAAAGUCAACGUGCCUUGAAUCCCAGAAGCACCUCCCCCCCGCCUCAGCCCCCACCUCCAGCCAAACGCUCACACGCAUCCACACACCAGCGUGCCACACUCAGAUUCACUUGCACAGUCAACACUCCAAACACCUGCCUUGGGUGUGACUUGAAUGGCACAGCCUCCCAUCCCACUGUGCCCUCAGGGCGUAGAGGCUUUAUCUGUCUCAGGGCAGUGUCCUCCCUUGAAUGUGUCCCAAGGGGAGACUGGGGCCAGGCUCAGAGGCAGAGGCUGUGACAGGGCAGCACAGGGGGUUGGAGGAACCCUGAGUUUCCUGGUGGAGCUGUGGCCAGUGGGGAAGCGUGGUGUUGGGGGUGUCUGUGUGUGAGAGAGGUUACCCUCAAACCACCCUGCCGGCCAGGCCGCCCUGCCUGAGGACUGCAUCUGGCCUCUCUGGUGGCCACCACCUGGGAGUGUCAAGGACUUGGAAAAGAAAGCACAAUCAGAGAAGAAAACAGACCCAGAACAAGCAGCGUGUGGACUGCCCCAAGUGCUAUGUACCCCACUCAAACUAGGCUUCCUGGGGAACUGAUUUUUCUCUCUUUUUUUACGGUUGCACAGCUCUGCCCCAUGGAGGGCCUUUUUUACACACUGCGAGGCCCAGCUUUCGGGGGGUCUUUUGCACAUGUCAUGCAGCUCAGCUGGGAGCUGCUUAGGUG